Ylistrum balloti is the source of this 2762-nucleotide messenger RNA. Its product is annotated as RNA polymerase II-associated protein 3-like. Gene Ontology annotation, molecular function: protein binding. Bases 68 to 1666 code for a protein of 532 amino acids. The record is from RefSeq and is a predicted model, not a curated record. The transcript has 10 exons. Lineage: Eukaryota; Metazoa; Mollusca; Bivalvia; Pectinida; Pectinidae.
GACCAAACGUGCAUUUUGGAACCCAAACACUUAUUUUGAAGACAAACAGACUCGUCGUAGCUACAAAAUGAAUGUGUCAGCGAAUGAAGAGAAGAUGUUGACUCUGCAAAAACAAGUCAGGGAGAGUCAAGCGGACUUAGGCGAUUUUCUUCGGGAUAUGGACAAAUGGGAAAAGGACGUGAAGAAAAAAGAUGAAAUGCUUAAGAAGGGGAAAAAUCUAGAACAGCCUAAACUUCCACCAGUGAGAAAUAGUUUGGACAAGAAAAAAAGAAAAAAGAAAGUAAAAUCUGGAGAAGACCAGAAAAAAGGAAAAGAGAAGAAAAAACUCAGUGGCUAUGAUUUCAGAGCUUGGGACAAACUUGAUUAUGACAAGCUUUGUGAUGAAGCAGAUGAUGAAAAACAGUCUGCAGAAUCAUCUGAAUAUGAGACAGAUGAAGAGUGGGAGGUUGAAAGGAAAAAACAACAAGCUAUUCUUGAAAAGGACAGGGGUAAUGAGUUUUUCAAGAAAGAAGACUAUGCUAAUGCGAUUGAGGCCUAUAGUCGUGGGAUGCUCCUUGAUGCCUGUAACCCACUCCUUCCAGCCAACAGGGCCAUGGCACUUCUGAAACAAGAUAAGUUUGCCUCAGCAGAAACUGACUGUCUGACAGCACUAGCACUGGACCCUCUGUAUACCAAGGCUCAUCUGAGACUCGGCUCCGCCAGGAUUGGUCUAAAAAAAUAUGCACAGGCCAAGGAAACAUUUGAGAAGGUUUUAUUAUUGGAACCCGAGAAUAAAAAAGCCAAGUUAGAAAUUGAGAAGAUAGAAAAGGAGAUCCUGAAGGAAAAGAUGGUGAGUCAGGUACAAACAGUGACUACACCUGAUGCUGGUCUGGUCAGGCCCAUCUCUAAACCACCACACGAACGCUCCCAGAAACGGUUGAGGAGGAUACACAUUGAAGAGGUAGGGAUGGAGGAGGACUUGGAGAGAAGGUCUGCCAUUCACAAAGUCAAGGAAGGACAGAGUGAAGCAAAAAAAAUCAUCACCGCAAGGGAUGAAGUCAUGUUUGACAAAUUUACCUCAAGCAACCCAACUCCUGUUGAAGAACAUUCUAGCCUCAUUCAAUCUGUGUCCCCAAGUCCUGACAACAAGAGUAGUACUGUUAUGAUUGAAGAGUUAACAAACAAUACUAAUGAUCUUUCUCUGGAUUUAUCAGAAAAAGUGAAAAUGGAGAAAACUGCUGAGAAGACAUCUCAGAAAGUUAAUUCUGCUGAUAGUCCCCGUGACAGAGGAAGUGAAUCUGUGUCACCAAGAGGCUUGCAAACACCACAAUCUUCUUUCCAGUUCCAGUCAGGAUACAAAAUGUUGAAAAAUGACCUGGAACAGUUCUACAUGUAUAUUAAGCCAAUUGAUCCAAGCAGCUACUUUAAUUUGUUUGGUGAAGCCUUAGAUGCUGAAAUUUUACUCAAGAUGUUAACAGUAUUUCAACAGUAUUUUCUCCGUGAUGGUAUCAAUGUGUAUCCUCACCUAUGUCACCUCUGUGGUGUUAAACGGUUUGACAUGACUGUCAUGUUUUUCUCUCGGAAGGACCAACAAGUUAUAAAAGAAUUGUUUGAGAGUGUAAAGAAGGGAGGAUAUGCUUCUGAUGCAGACAUUGAAAAACUGAAGAAGAAAUACCAAGUGAGCUGACCCACUACCUAUUGAUGGAAGGAUGUCAGAUCUAGUUCAUACAUCACCUUUCUGUGAUAACUGGAAUUGUUUAUGUUUCAUGCAAGAGAACAAAUUAUUGUUCAUUUUAUUUGCAUUGAAAUAUCCGUGUUCAAAUUUAUUCUUUUAGAGUUUAUCGCAUUGUUAAUAGUUCCUGCCAUUUGCAUUCCAUCUCUCAGUCUCUCAGUUUGGCAGAUGCUAUAUUAUAUCACUUUUCUAGACGUUGAGUGGCCUACCUGGGAAUGGCCAUGGACUAGACUGACCAGUAACAUGAUUAGCUUUAUUGAGGUAUGGCCCCUUGUCCACUGUAAAGCACAUUUUUAAGGGCAUCACACUUACAUUUUAUCACUUACAGGGCACCUGGUACCAAUCUGAUUUUCCUCCUGGUAUUUCUGUUUCAUUAAACUUUUAGAACCACUACACACCUCUAUCUUGAUCAGCAAAGUAAUGCUAUUAAAAAAAAAAGCAAAAAUAUUUUUUCAAGAGUGCCAUUAUGACCCAACCUUCUAGAAUUAUAGCCCUUUGUUUACUUAGGAGAACUAAGUUUAUGAUGUAGGGUGGUGGAGAUUGGUGGAAGGAGGAAAUGGAGUGUUUUGGAUACCUGCAGCAGUUAGUCUCAGUUUUGUAAGGCCAAAUGAAAAGCACUUCUGUUUCUAUUAACCUUAUCUAUGCUAUUUUUUGUGACAAACUUUUCAAGGCAAUUUGAAAGAAGCAUUUUUGAAGUCAAGAUCUAUCCAAUAUACCAGGUAAACCACAUAAAAUUAUUUGUUAGAAUAAAAAAUUUGCCCAUCUACCUACCCUUAAUUUUUCUAACAAGUCACUAGAAACACAUACAUCUUUUUGCAUUACCUAAUGUUAAUCAAUAUAAAAAAUAUUGAAAAGGAACAUUCAAUUAAUAAGGAAAUGACAAGUUCUGUGGAGUCUACAAAUCUCAUAUGCAAUCAACAUUUAUGUGUUUGGAGUGGAGAUUGGGACAUGGAAUUGGAUAUUAUUCAAUGUGAUAUAUGGACAUAACUUUCCUGACAUCAUAAUAUUAUGCUGUUUGUAUUUUGUCAUAAUAAAACCUAUUGAAACUUGU